Messenger RNA from Debaryomyces tyrocola, 1485 nucleotides. The record is from the annotation of a GenBank genome assembly. NCBI's taxonomy places the organism in Eukaryota, Fungi, Ascomycota, Pichiomycetes, Serinales, Debaryomycetaceae.
AUGUUGACUACAAAAUAUUUGCGGAAGAUACAUGUGAAUCAAAUAAGAUUCGCUAGUUUCAAAAUUCCUGCGUCUUAUGUACCUAGUAAGUUAAUCAAAACAAUUCCUUUUAGUCAGGCUUUAUCUAUAUGGUAUCAGUCGUUGAAAUCAAGUAGACUACAAACUUUGCAAGAUGAACUCACUGAGUUAAUGUUACCGGCGGACUUAAAUACUCAUUUAAUCAAAGAGAAUAAGAAAGUGAAAAUCGAUGAUAAUGGGAAUUAUUUGAAUGAACUUUAUUUUGAAAUAAACAACAAUUCUGAAAAGCCAACAAAGCAUGUAGUAUUCGUGCAUGGUUAUGGUGCGUCUUUGGGAUGUUUUGCUAGAAAUUAUCAAAUCAUUAAUAAAUUGCAAGAUCGAAAGUACAAUUAUAAAGUCCAUUUCUUGGACAAUAUUUCUUUCGGAUUGUCUUCAAACCCGAAGAUUGUAUCACCGUUAAUUAAUGGGAGGAUUCCAACAUGCCCAACUGUAAAGAUGAAUGAUCCGGAACCAACCAGCAAAGAAAAUUUGUACAAUAAGUACUAUAAGUUGAUAGAAUCAUACGAGAUAAAUAAAGAUGAAUUUAGAGAAUACCAAGAAAAAUUUGUUCCUAUUUUAAACGAAAUGGAGAAAUAUUACACGGACGCUAUUGAAAAUUGGCGUAUAGAAUCCAAAAUCGAUAAGAUUGAUCAUUUAAUUGGGCAUUCUUUCGGUGGUUACUGGACUAGUUCAUAUGCUAUCAAGUAUCCACAAAAUUUAUCUAAUUUGAUAUUAUUAUCGCCUGUUGGGGUCGAGAGACAUGUGCAUGCAGUUACGAAUCCUCUUGAUGAAAUUAAGUCUCAGCCUAUCAAGCCAAGUGUAGAUCCAACUUCCUAUAACUUUUUGACACGGAUGCCUCUACUUACAGGGAAGCACGUAAUAAAUUGGUAUACCGUAUUGCCAUACUUACCAAGGUUACUUAGAUGUCUUGGACCUUGGGGAGUUGCAAGGUACUACAAAGAGAGGUAUGGUAGGCUUUUCAAGGUUAAUACCGUGACAUCCCAACUUGGUGGGGCUUCCGAUGUCUUUCAGCACGAAAAUGACCUUAUUAUUGGAACCAAUAAAGAGUGCCUUUUAUUAUUUGAAUAUCUUUACAACUCUACUACUAUCGGAUCGCAGUCUGAUAUUUAUAUCAAAUAUUUAUUAACGCCUUGCACUGUUAGUAAAUGGCCUCUUUACGAUAAAUUUACCGAGUUCUUCAACAAAUCACCAACCUAUGCAUUCAAAAUUCAUUUUGUUUAUGGGGAAUAUGACUUCAUGAAUUCCGAAGCAGGUUUAAAGUUAACCGAAAAUAUCAAUCGUUCAUCCGAAAGUUCUAUUGCCGAUUUUCAUAAAAUUCCACAAGGAGGACAUAAUAUGUACUUAGAUAAUCCGUUUGAUACCAACAAAAUGAUUCACAAUAUUAUCCAAAAGCAAGAUGAUCUUUGA